GCAUUCAUUGCUAAUUGCCAGUGAGGUUGAAUGCCUGUCUUCUGUGACCUUCUUGUUCAAACUUAAAUUUUAAAAUUUUUAAAAAAUUUUUUCCUUGAUUCAUAGGAGUCAUUUAUGUAUUUUGGAUAUUGAUCCUUUGUUUUGUAUGCAUAUAUCCAUAUAUAUUUUUCAUGCUGUCUCUUGUCUUAACUGUGUUUGUUGUUACCUGUUUAUGAAAAUGGGUACAGUGGAUGGCAGUUUGGCAAUAUCUACUACAAUUUAAGUGAGCAAGACCAAUACUUCUAGUUUCUCUGUAGCUCCCUAGAGAAAUAUCCAUGUAUACAAAGUUAUCGUGUGUGUGUGUGUGUGAUCUUAGUUUCCUCGCCCGGGAUGGAACCCGUGUACUCUGCAUUGGAAGCAGAGUCUUAACCGCAAGUCCCCAAAGAUGUUUAUUUACAGAUGCAUUUACAAAGAUGUGCACCAGAGCAUGGGGUGAAGUGUUAAAAAAAGAAGAAAAAAAGUAGAGCUAAACCCAGUGCUCCCAACAGGGGGACAAGUAAGACUCCAGCCUUGGAGCCACAUGGGCAGAGUUGAGGUUCCCGGCCAUGAGUGCAGCCUGUGCUGACGUGGAGAGAGUGCUGAGUCGUGACCACACUAGGGUAGGUAGAGCCACAUAGGAACACAGACACGCUCACACACACUCAGGAGGAGUGUCAGGAGGAGGUGUGUGAAAUUACACCCACUGUUUCCCCAGGUGGGGGUCCUGAGUGUGAUUUGCUAUGUGUGGACUUAUUUAUAAGAGGUAAUUUUUUUCUUCGAUAAAGUAAUACCAACAAUAAAUUAAUACUAGUUAGCUCCAUGUGAGUACCAACAGUCUUCUACUGAGCAUUUCAGAUGCAGCAUCGAUACCCUUGCCCUGGGAUGUUGGAGGAGAGGAGUCGUGGUGUCGGUGGCGGGCAGUGGAGUCCAAAUUCAAAUCCUGCUUAUUUUUGUCGGUUUCACCUCACUCUCCUCCAGGUAAGUGGAGAGAGAGUUGAAAGGACGAAAUUGGAAUGUGGACAUGGAGUUCCUGAUCCUGGAGGGGGCCUUCGCAGCUGGAGGCUGGGGCCCCACGAGGCCGAGGCCCGGGAGAGGCAGAAACUGGACGAGGAGAAGAGGAGGAGACUUGAAAGAUUUAACAGUUCCAGAACUAACUUGGAGAACCUGGCUGAUUUGGAAAAGUUGGUUCAAAGACGGAAAGAAAAGCGACUGAAACGCAGGGUCCCCCCCAAGGCACCCCAGCCUGAGGUCAAGCCGCAGCCACAGGCCCAGCUGGAACCCGUGGGCCUGGAGGUGUUCCUGAAGGCAGCUGCCGAGAACCAGGAGGCCCUGAUUGACAAGUACCUGGCAGACGGAGGGGACCCCAAUGCCCAUGACAAGCUGCACCGCACGGCCUUGCACUGGGCCUGUCUGAAGGGUCACUGUGAGCUUGUGAACAAGCUGCUGGAGGCAGGUGCGGCCGUGGACACUCGGGACUUGCUGGACAGGACCCCAGUGUUCUGGGCCUGCCGCAGAGGGCACCUGGACAUCCUCAAACAGCUGCUUAACCGGGGCGCCCAGGUCAACGCCCGAGACAAGAUCUGGAGCACACCCCUGCACGUGGCCGUGCGCACGGGGCACUGCGCCUGCCUGGAGCACCUCAUCGCCUGCGGGGCCCGCAUCGACGCGCAGGACAAGGAAGGUGACACGGCUCUGCACGAGGCAGUACGACAUGGGCGCUACAGAGCCAUGAAGCUGCUGCUGCUCUACGGAGCUGGGCUGGGCGUGCGCAACGCGGCUUCGGUGACCCCAGUGCAGCUGGCCCGGGACUGGCAGAGGGGCGUUCAGGAAGCACUGCAGGCCCAUGUCAGGCAUACCCGGACCCGGUGCUGACGACCUGCAGGGCCGCUCACAGCCUCAUUCCAGCCCCAUCACCCCCCCACCCUCCCCAUGGUCCUUCCUUGGUACACCCCCCACCCCGGCCUGACCCCUCGUCUCCAGGCAGCCCUGUCAGACAGGGCCACUCCGAGAGGGGGACAGGUAGGAAAGCCUUCCUGCCUCCAGUCUGGGGCUGAGCCGUGCCCAGCAGGGCGCGAGCUGGGGGCCGAAGCAGAGGACCUGGGUAUGCGGGGCAGGAAACUGGGUCCAGUCGAGGGGCAGCAGGGGGCUGGCGCCAGGAUGGAACGGGAAGGGAGCAAGCCCCAGGCUUCCAGGGCCAGUGCAGGAUAUAGCUCCUCAGUGUCCACCAGGCCUGCGGCCAGGAGAUGACCUGGCUCAGCCCUCCACGAGGGCCCACCUGCCAUCAGAGGGUGACAUGUCGCGUGGCCAGCGCCAUCGGGCCACACAGGUGCCCUUGGGCACAGGUUUCUCCAGGGGCCUCAGUUCCUAUCAGCAGCAACCCUGAUAGCGUCCAGAGUGGCUCCAGAUGCUUCAGCCUUGAGGCUCUGAGCUGGGUCUGCUGUCUGGAGGGGGCUGCUCAGCGGGUCUGAGCCCCCCAGUACAGAAGGCCAGCCCCAGCCCAGUUGCCUCAGCAGCCCCAGGGCUGACGAGCUGGAGCUAAUGUUUACCCCAGGGAAACCUUGUGCUCUCGGUCAGGCCCGCCUGCCGAACUCGUCCGCCAGCUGGCAGCUCCUUGCAGAGGAAGCGCCUGGGUGCUGGGGGUUGCUUGUGGCCCACUCAGCUUCUGGGGUGGUGGCCCGUAACCCUGCUCUGCCCUGGGCGCGGACGCCCCCUGGCCCGAGCACGGCACCGAGGCCUGGCCUGAGCGCGGCACCAUGGCCUGGCCCCUGUGGCCAUGCCGCUUCGCCCUCCUUCAGGGCAGGACGUGGAGGGCUCUGAGCUCACCUGCUCCUUCCCCUUCUCCCCUGACGAGGUGGCCGUGAGCGCACAGCCUCUGCACACUCCCCAAAGCUUCCUCUCACGAUCCUUCCCUGCACACUCCCCAAAGCUUCCUCUCACCAUCCUUCCCGGGUCACGGCGGGGCUGGGUCCUUUAAUGCCAGAAACCAGAUAGCAAACCUUUGAGAACAACUUUGCCCCAAAUGGAGAAUCACAGGUAAAGUGAUGGGCUCCCGGACGGAGGUCAGCCUCCCUCACGUAAAGAACCUGGGCUGAUAGCCACUCUGCAGCAGUUAUUUUGCGUCUCAAUGGCCACCUUCUCAGGCCAAGGACAAGGCAAUUUCUACUCGGUGAAAAAGCUGGCAAGAGCUCCGAAGGACGGCCGCACACCUUCCCCUCACACGGGCAGCUCCUGCACUACUGACAGAGCCCUCCGUUCACCCAGACAUGGGGGCCACAGGCGAACAGGUGGUCAAGUCCACGGAGAAGACAACUUCCCAUCUAGAAAAUGGGGACACUUAGGUGACAGAAAUACCUUUUUAUACACAUCACUAUUUUUUGCUCAUUAAAACUGGUUGAUUAUCCA
Messenger RNA from Bubalus bubalis (water buffalo), 3420 nucleotides. It is a transcript of the gene ANKRD23, whose product is annotated as ankyrin repeat domain 23. Bases 874 to 1890 code for a protein of 338 amino acids. The transcript is spliced from 9 exons. The record is from RefSeq and is a predicted model, not a curated record. NCBI's taxonomy places the organism in Eukaryota, Metazoa, Chordata, Mammalia, Artiodactyla, Bovidae. Gene Ontology annotation, molecular function: protein binding.